Molecule: messenger RNA, 937 nt
Organism: Ostrinia furnacalis (Asian corn borer)
Lineage: Eukaryota; Metazoa; Arthropoda; Insecta; Lepidoptera; Crambidae
Gene: CPH30
Exons: 4
Coding region: 159-800 (213 amino acids)
Source: RefSeq, a predicted model, not a curated record
AGUCUAUGACCAAUCGGCAUUCCGACUUCGAAGGUAGUAGUGUACACACGUCGUCACUUAGGCGAAAAUUUCUAGGCGAGUACUGGAUCUAACCAACCAGCAGCGCCUACGUUAGUUCGUUUGAGAUCUCCAUAAACAUAGAAAAUAAAACAGUAAUCAUGCAGUCUAUGAUUAUCUUCGCGGCUACCCUCUGCCUAGCCAAGGCCUCCUUCUACGCGCACGCGCCCGCGCCCAUCCAGCUCAGUCCCGACGGCAAAUACGUCCUAGACACCCCUGAGGUGGCCCACGCGAAGGCUGCGCACUUAGCGGCGCACGCGCAGGCCGCCACCGCGCCCCACGGCGCGUGGGCCCCCGCCGGCCCUGCUUACGGCGCUGGAUAUGACGGACACUACGGCGCCCCUGCUGCUGGUCUCAUCAAAUACGGCCCGGCUCCUCUCGCCCACGACGGCCGCGUGGUCGACACGCCUGAGGUCGCGCACCUGAAGGCCGCCCACAUCGCCGCCCACGCCGCCGCCCACGCCGCCGCGCCGCACGGCCACGGCGCCCUAGCGCCCCUCGCCUACGCCGCGCCCCUCGCCCACGGCGCCGGUUACGCUGCUGGUUACGGCGCCGGUUACGGCAAAUGGUCUGGCCCUCAGGCCCACAUCCAGCUGACCCACGACGGCCAAUACGUAGUAGACACCCCUGAAGUCCAGCACGCGCGCGCCGCUCACCUCCACCAAUACGCCGCCGCCGCGCACGCCGCUGCUGCCGCGCCUGAGGAGCCCUGGGGCGCCCACGGAGCCCACGGUUGGCACUGAACCCUACCUCGACCGCACGCCCGACUGCCUUUUAUACAAAAUGUACAUAAAACCCAAAAAAAUACUGUAAAGAAUGACUGUGUUUAUGCAACUGCAACUCUGUAGAGCGAACUUGAAAAUAUAAAAUAAAAAUCUAA